Molecule: messenger RNA, 1409 nt
Organism: Chara braunii
Lineage: Eukaryota; Viridiplantae; Streptophyta; Charophyceae; Charales; Characeae
Source: the annotation of a GenBank genome assembly
AGGCGGACGACCUUCAUCCCCUGAUCUGCGAGUCUCCUGCCGUUCACCGGCCUAUCAGCAGCUCUCCCGUCAUUUGUUAGUUAAUUAAUGAGCGCCGAGCGGGCCACUUGUCCGGACGAGAUCGGGACAGAAAGGGGAUCAGAGUCACAAGAAGAAGUGUCGGAACCCGACACGUGGCAGCCGAAACGAGCGCUGAUGGCAGGAGCGGAGGCGGACGGCCAUAGCGAGGGUGGCUGCCGAAAUGGCGGGAGAAGGAGAGGGAACAACGCCGCGGAGAUAGGCGUCGGGAUUGGGCUUGGGAUCCGCACCCAUGGAGGAGGAGGAGGAGGAGGAGGAGGAAGAGAAAGCGAACUUACGGAUGGCCGGCACGACGAUGCUGCCGUGGGUAUCUCUGUCCAGCAGGUGAAGGACGGUCGCAGCAGCCUCAAGGAGAGGAUUUCUAUCGCUGCUGAUGGCCAAGAAGGCGAACUUUCUGGGAACUGUCAACGUCAAUGCCACGUGGCGGACGAUCGCAGAGACCUCAAGGAGAAGAUUGCUGUCGCUGACGACGGCGGCGCUGAUAAUGGCCAAGAAGACGAACUUUCUGGGAACUCUCAACGUCAAUGCCACGUGGCGGACGAUUUCAGAGACCUCAAGGAAAAUAUUGCUGUCGCUGGCGAUGGCGGCACUGAUAAUGGCCAAGGCGGCGAACUUUCUGGGAAGUCUCAACGUCAAUGCCACGUGGCGGACGAUCUCAGAGACCUCAAGGAAAAGAUUGCUGUCGCUGGCGACGGCGGCGCUGCUGAUGACCAAGAAGGCGAACUUCCUGGGGAUGCUCAACUUCAAUGCCACGUGGCGGACGAUCGCAGCCGCAAGGAGAUGGCUUUGGCCGGCGAUGGCGGAGGCGCUGAUGGUCGGCAGGGAUGUCUGCCCAACGCGAAGCUGCUAACGCUUGUCAUCGUGGAGAAGAACGGGAGACUCCUCCUCGGCAGAAAAAAGCGCGGGUUCGGAGAAGGCUACUACAAUGGAUUUGGUGGGAAAGUCGAAGAUGGGGAGAACAUCAGGGAAUCGGCUGCGAGAGAGCUGGAAGAAGAAGCACUCAUUAAACCCCUAGACAUGAACAGACGGGGAAUUUUGAUUUUUCAUUUUGAUGAUAAACCACUACCUUGGGAGGUGCACGUUUUCCACGUGGCAGAUUAUGAAGGCGUGCCUGGCGAAACGGAAGAGAUGGCGCCUGAGUGGUUUGAGAAGGAUGACAUUCCCUUUGAGAAGAUGUGGGCAGAUGAUCGCUUCUGGUACCCGGAGUUUUUGAACGGUAGAAAGUUUUGGGGAGAGUUCUAUUUCCGGAACACUCACAUCUUGGAGCAUCACAAGUUGGACACAUUUUAAACUCUUUUUUUUUUUUUUUUUUUUUUUUUUAGGUAAAGGCU